Messenger RNA from Oxyura jamaicensis (ruddy duck), 2832 nucleotides. Its product is annotated as charged multivesicular body protein 3. Lineage: Eukaryota; Metazoa; Chordata; Aves; Anseriformes; Anatidae. The coding region runs from base 217 to 2277 and encodes 686 amino acids. Gene Ontology annotation, biological process: protein ubiquitination; late endosome to vacuole transport; endosome transport via multivesicular body sorting pathway. Gene Ontology annotation, molecular function: ubiquitin-protein transferase activity. Gene Ontology annotation, cellular component: ESCRT III complex; endoplasmic reticulum; multivesicular body. The transcript has 4 exons. The record is from RefSeq and is a predicted model, not a curated record.
CGGCCGUCCCCGCCCGCCGUGCCCUCCCCGCACGUCACUUGUUAUGUCUCCGCCGGCGGCCGCGGCUCCGCCGGGGCGGGGACAGCGGCGGGAGGGAGGCCGGGGGCCCGCAGCCCUCAACGCCCCGCGGCCGCCGGCUGCCGCCCCCUUCCCUCGCCCCGUUCCCCCCUCGUCUUCCUCCUCCUCCUCCUCCUUCUUCCCCAGCCCGCCGGGAAGAUGUGGCUGAAGCUGUGCUUCUUGCUGCUGUAUUUCCUGGUGCUCUUCGUUCUGGCCAGGGUGUUCGAGGCCGUGGUGUGGUACGAGACCGGCUUCUUCGCCACGCAGCUGGUGGACCCGGUGGCGCUGAGCUUCAGGAAGCUGCGCACCAUCCUGGAGUGCCGGGGGCUGGGGCACUCGGGGCUGCCCGAGAAGAAGGAUGUCCGGGAGCUGGUGGAGAAGUCAGGUGACCUUAUGGAAGGAGAGCUUUAUUCUGCUCUCAAGGAGGAAGAGGCCUCUGAAUCGGUUUCAAGUACAAACUUUAGUGGUGAAAUGCACUUCUAUGAGCUCGUAGAAGAUACAAAAGAUGGGAUCUGGCUGGUACAGGUCAUAGCAAACGACAGAAGUCCACUGGUGGGUAAAGUCCACUGGGAGAAAAUGGUGAAGAAAGUAUCAAGAUUUGGCAUACGUACGGGCACUUUCAACUGUUCCAGUGACCCCAGAUACUGCAGGAGGAGGGGUUGGCUGAAAUCCACCCUCAUCAUGUCGGUUCCACAAACCAGCACCUCCAAGGGCAAAGUAAUGCUCAAAGAAUACAAUGGACGCAAGAUUGAAGUGGAGCACAUUUUCAAGUGGAUCACAGCCCACGCUGCUUCUCGGAUCAAAACCAUCUACAACUCCGAACAUUUAAGAGAAGAAUGGAACAAAAGCGACCAGUAUCGGGUGAAAAUCUACCUGUUUGCCAACCUCGACCAGCCUCCGGCCUUCUUCUCUGCACUAAGUGUAAAGUUUACCGGAAGAGUAGAGUUUAUUUUUGUCAACGUGGAAAACUGGGACAAUAAAAGUUACAUGGCAGAAAUCGGUGUCUACAAGACACCAUCCUACAUACUUAGGACUCCUGAGGGGAUCUACAGGUAUGGAAAUAACACUGGUGAAUUCAUAUCACUACGUGCCAUGGAUUCCUUUUUGCGCUCGCUGCAACCAGAAGUUAACGAUUUGUUUGUUUUAAGCCUAGUUUUGGUUAAUCUGAUGGCUUGGAUGGACCUGUUUAUUACACAGGGCGCUACUAUAAAGCGCUUUGUGGUUCUUAUAAGCACUUUAGGGACGUAUAAUUCACUACUAAUUAUUUCCUGGCUCCCCGUGUUGGGUUUUUUGCAACUACCUUACUUAGACAGCUUUUACGAGUACAGUUUAAAACUCUUCAGGUACUCUAACACAACUACUUUGGCUUCUUGGGUAAGAGCCGACUGGAUGUUCUACUCCUCACACCCAGCCCUCUUCCUCAGCACGUACCUUGGUCAUGGUUUACUCAUCGAUUACUUUGAGAAAAAAAGAAGGCGCAAUAACAACAACGACGAAGUAAAUGCAAACAAUCUGGAGUGGCUGUCAAGUCUGUGGGACUGGUACACCAGCUACUUGUUUCAUCCCAUUGCUUCUUUCCAACACUUCCCCUUUGACUCGGAUUGGGACGAAGACCCAGACUUGUUCUUGGAGCGACUGGCCUUCCCCGAUCUCUGGCUGCACCCUCUGAUACCGACUGAUUACAUAAAAAACUUGCCGAUGUGGAGGUUUAAAUGCCUCGGCGUCCAUUCUGAUGAGGAGGUGUUGGAAACCAGUCAAGACAGCGAAAGUGACUCUGACAGUGAAAACAAAGAGGUCUUCAGCAGCGAAAAAGAAGUCUCGGAGGACGAUGAGCCAAACACAUUUCAGAGGCCCAGCGCAGGAAAGCGGCGGUGCCGUGCCGAGACCUGUUCGUGUGCCAGUAAAUAUUGUCACAGCGAGCCAUACGAACGGAAAGCGAGGUCGUACGGGUCGUACAGCACCGCAGGUGACACGGAGCCAGAUUGGUCGGCGUGGCCCCCCGAGAUGUUGCACUGUACAGAAUGCGUUGUGUGUCUAGAGAAUUUUGAGAACGGCUGCCUGCUCAUGGGCUUGCCGUGCGGCCACGUCUUCCACCAGAAUUGCAUCGUGAUGUGGCUGGCCGGGGGGCGGCACUGCUGCCCCGUCUGCAGGUGGGCUUCGUACAAAAAAAAGCAGCCAUACACACAUCCGCAGCCUUUGUCACACGAUACCCCAUCUUAGCUGUGCGCUGCCGUCCUUUGUAAGCUUUCAGGAUAUUACUGCUUGCCUUUUAAAUGUUAGUCACUUAAAAGAUUAUGUGGUUUGAAGUUUUAGUUUAAAUGUUAGUGCAGUGAACUAAAAUAUACAUGAAGCUAACGUUAACGACAGAAUCAUUUGGUUGCCUUGUAUGUCGAACUGAAUGCAUACUUAACCGUACGGUAACUUUUUUUUCUUUUCAACAUCCGGAAGCUCGAUGCUGUUUUUGUAAGCACAAAAAUCAAGCCUCCAACAAAGCGUAUUCCAGCAAACGUUUACACGUUAGGAUGUGGGUGAAAUCGAAAUUCGAAUCAGAGACAAUUGCUUAAUUUAAGUGUUUCUUAUUUUAGAGUCUGUUCAGCACAUCUUUGUUGAAUAAUGUAUGUUGUAAGACAGUACCAUUUAAAAAGAAAUCCGUGAAAUAAAUUAUUUUAAAAGGAGAUUUGUAAUGUUAAUUGUUUUGAUAAAUAUUUUGUGUGUAUGGUUACAGAUGUCUUGCUGGUCUGAUUUAUCUGUGAAGACAAUAAAAAUAUAACACAA